Molecule: messenger RNA, 4181 nt
Organism: Linum trigynum
Lineage: Eukaryota; Viridiplantae; Streptophyta; Magnoliopsida; Malpighiales; Linaceae
Source: the annotation of a GenBank genome assembly
AGACUUUGAAUAUGAUUCUAAAUUUGAAUUUUUUUUCUUGAUCCGAUAUAAUCAAACAACACCGUUCUCCACUUCCAUACCUAAUACUUGCAAUCACUUGGGGGAAGAUACUCACUAAUCAUAUAACAAUAACUCCCAAACAUAAUACUAACCUCUAUAGAAAGAAAAAAAAAAUGGAACACCAAUCAUAUUUAUCAAUCCGAUUAUGAUGCUUACAACUCAUUUAUAAAAAUGUAUUCAUUCAAUAAUCUAAAAAUGCUUAAAGCACAAUUUAACGAAUAUGUAUACCUAACAAUACAUUUCACAAAUAUACCUUUGAGCAUUUUAACAAAAUUACAAAUUUUUAUGGGGAAAUCAGGAAUCCCUAAGAUAUCUCUUCUCCAUGAAGAGCAAAUAAAAACGAUGAUAGCCAAAUUAGGAUAACAUUAAAAAUCACACGUGGAUUAGUCGUGUCAGUGACAGACUCUCUAAUCUCUAUCCUUCCUAUCCCAACUACAAGAUCAGAACCAAAAGCGACAAAAACCCAAACAAAUGGCUAACGUUAGACAAAAUCACAAUACAAAAAUUACUUUUAGAAAGCUCUAAAAAUGAUUUUCUUCCAUUAAAAAUAAGUAUAAUUAAAAUAAUAAAUGGGUUAGCUCAGUGCCUCGGUCAUUAUCCGGUAUAUAAAAUACAGCUUCUCCUCACUCAUUCUGUUGCAUUCCGUGUCUCUUCACGAGCUCAAUCCAUUUGUGAGUUAGUUCUCUCUAUCCAUCUUGCCACUCCUCUGGUUUUGGUAACGCUUGGUUCUCUCUUUCCUUUCGUUUUCCGUAAAAAGAAAGUCUAUCUCCGUGAUGGGGUUUGAUCUGUUUUCGGUUAGAUCAUGUAAAUUAUGAUGCUUGAUUGUGAUAUGGCGGUCUCGGUCGCUUUAGAUAUGUUAUUGAGUUUUAUGGUCUGUUCGACGAAAUGCUUAAGAGAAAUUCUCGAAUGAUUCAUGAUGUGGGUUGCUGAUCGGAUUAUCGUUUGUGGUUCGAUCGUUUGCUGAUUUCUCAUAUGCUGGGGCUUCUCUUCUCCUAUGAUUGUCUUUUUCGUGGCUGUUGGAUUGAUGAUGAAAGUUCGGUUCUUUUCUGUUCAUGGUUGAUCUCCCAGAGUCUGAUGAACAAAAUGAAAAGCGGGAGGGUAGUGUUGCUUCUUCUCCUUUGCUGGAACGUAGCCAAUUUUGCAGUGAUUGCUGCCGCUCCACAAACUUGCCCUGCAAAUCUCCAGGGACAAUGUGGCGAAUCAGAGGAAUGGAAAGGUGAAUUCUUUCCUGGAAUUCCCAAGAUAAAGUAUGAGGGUCCUAAUAGCAAGAACCAUUUGGCAUUUAAAUGGUACAAUGCUGAAGAAGUGAUUCUUGGGAAGAAAAUGAAGGAUUGGAUGAGAUUCAGCGUCGCUUUCUGGCAUACAUUCCGCGGCACAGGAGGUGAUCCCUUUGGAGGGCCUACCAAGUUUUGGCCUUGGGAGGAUGGCACUAACUCAGUGGCCAUGGCCAAAAGAAGAAUGAGGGCAAACUUUGAGUUCUUGAACAAGAUUGGAGUGGAUUAUUGGUGUUUCCAUGAUAGAGAUAUUGCCCCUGAAGGCGAUACUCUAAAGGAAAGUAAUGAAUACUUGGAUGAAGUGGUUGCUCUUGCUAAGGAACUUCAGGGAAGCAAGAUCAAACCGUUGUGGGGAACUGCUCAGUUGUUCGUGCAGCCUCGAUACAUGCAUGGUGCUGCUACAAGUUCUGAGCUCGGUGUCUAUGCAUAUGCUGCUGCUCAAGUUAAGAAAGCAAUGGAUGUUACAAAUUACUUGGGUGGAGAAAAUUAUGUCUUUUGGGGAGGCCGGGAGGGUUACCAGACUCUUUUGAACACGGAUAUGGAACGAGAACUCAAUCAUUUGGCUAGUUUCUUCCACUCUGCUGUUGCCUACAAGAAGAAGAUUGGAUUCAAUGGCACCUUGCUAAUUGAGCCCAAGCCUCAAGAACCAACUAAACACCAGUAUGAUUGGGACGCCGCCACAGCUGCAAAUUUUUUGAGGAAGUAUGGCCUUUUGGGAGAGUUCAAGCUCAACAUUGAGUGCAACCAUGCCACUCUCUCCGGUCACAGCUGCCAUCAUGAACUUGAAACUGCACGAAUCAAUGGCUUGCUUGGAAACAUUGAUGCAAACACUGGCGACCCUCAAGUUGGAUGGGAUACCGAUCAGUUCUUGACAGACAUUUCUGAGGCAACUAUGGUCAUGCUUAGCGUCAUUAGAAAUGGAGGAAUAGCCCCAGGAGGGUUCAAUUUCGAUGCUAAACUGCGUCGAGAGAGCACGGAUGUAGAGGACAUCUUCAUUGCUCACAUUGUUGGAAUGGAUACUUUGGCCCGUGGACUUCGAAGUGCUGCCAAGCUGGUUGAGGAGGGUUCUUUGACCGAGCUUGUCCGCAAGCGUUAUGAGAGCUUCGACUCUGAAAUUGGGAAGAAGAUCGAGGCUGGGGAUGCCGACUUGGAGUUCUUGGAGAAGAAAGCAUUGGAAUGGGGUGAACCCAAGGUUCCUUCUGCCAAGCAGGAGCUUGCUGAGAUGCUGUUCCAGUCUGCAUUGUAGAUAGAAGUUGCAGUAUAGCAGAAGAAAAAGAAUCAUCAGUAGGGCUUUUCUUUACUUUUCUUAGACUUCCAUGGAAAAUAAGUUCACAAGAGUUUGCCUCUCUCUCUCUACUUUGUAGCCUUCUCAGAACGUUUUUUUUUCCUUCGUCUGUUGGCCCCAUGGUAUAAAUUGGGAGGUCUCGAAAUUGAGUUAUUAUGGUCGCCAUUGUUAUGCCAUGGUUCCUAUCACAGCAAUUCCAGUCUUAACUUAAUUGAAGGUCCUUAUCACCGGGCCUCUCCUUAUGUAAGCCUGCAGCUAUGUUUUUGGUGGGACUUUGAAUGUUACAUCCUUGGGGUUGUUAUGAAACCUAGUAUGAGUGCAGCUAUGUUUUGUUUUGGACCAGAUAGAAAGAUGGUGGGUCUUAUUCCUUUGCAAAAGGGGUCAAAACUAACACGUAGCAAUGAUCAAUCAAAAUCAACGUAAAAGUCUAGAUAGAUAGUUUGUUUAUUGUGAAUCACAUGUAGAGUUAGUACUUAGUAAACAGUCCUGUUAUGUUAGUGUACCAUGUGGCCUGUGGGCACUCUCAAGUCAGCUAGUGUCAUAUAAUAUUCACGGAUUUGGAAUAGGAAUACUCACUUAUUUGCGUGACAUUUGUCAUAAGUCUCCGAAUUCAUAAUAGGAAUGAGUGGUGAGGCAAGAUUUGGAGUGAAGAAGGACCGAAAAUAACUUGAAUCUCCUCUUCAUACCAUUUUCUAAUAUUUCGUCAAGAUACAAAUACUUUUAUGAUAAUUUUAGAUUAAAAAAAUUGGAAGCUCUCCAUAGACUACAUCAAGAUCCAUAACUGGAAUCAACUCUCAUAUCCUCCUUAAUAAUAGAGAAAAGUUUGAGUAAGGAUAAUAAGGUAAUUUAGGUUUCAAAGCUCGUAAAUACAAUACAACCACAUCCAUCAUUAGAUAUCCAACAGUUUUUUCUCCAAAAUCAAGAGUAUCCAAAUCCAUUGUCCAUCCUUCAUUUUUCAAAUCUAAAAAUUUAACGAAAAUCUUUCUUGGCCUUGUUAUGAUAACAUGGUCUAGAAUCUAGAUAGCGUCACCUCGCUAGAAGUAUCACGACAUACUUGAUGAGUACUUACACUCCCAAACCGUCUUGCCUCCCCUAAUCACGAUUACUGAGCAUUAUAUAAGGUUUAAUCAAUCACCUCAAGAUCCAUGCAUGUUACCAUUUGUCCUUUUCCACAAUCGAGAUUUCUGAAUAAUCCACAAUUUGAUCCGUCAUUAGAUUAGAAAAAUGUUGCAUAAAAUCAAGAAGGACUACUUCCAAUUAUAUGAAUUCAAAUUUAGUUCACUCUAAUUGUUUUGAAACUGCAAAUUCAAUGAUAAUUAAUUUUGCUACGGAGUAUAUACUAGUUCAAACCGAUACCUAAUGCAUCGGCUCCCAAACAAUAACCCACUAAUCGUCCAAAUCUAAACAAUAUCCUCAUCCAAGAACCAAAUCCGCUACUCACUUCGAGGGUAGAUUCUUCGUCAGUAAAAUAGAUCUCAUGCAAUUAGGGAAGGAUUAUUGAUCCAUUAUAUACACAAUAAGACAAUCCAAUGUCACAUUGGGAAUAAAAUUUUAUAAUUUAU